Molecule: messenger RNA, 1911 nt
Organism: Daucus carota subsp. sativus
Lineage: Eukaryota; Viridiplantae; Streptophyta; Magnoliopsida; Apiales; Apiaceae
Exons: 1
Coding region: 1-1911 (636 amino acids)
Biological process (GO): lipid biosynthetic process
Source: RefSeq, a predicted model, not a curated record
AUGGUCUACGAGAACUAUGAUCCCUACUUCCCCGACCAGCCUGUAGUUGAUCGAUAUCUCCCAGUAUGGGCUAAUCUUCCUGCUUUUCGCUCAAAACCUGCAUUCGUUUGGGCUGAAAAUGGUCCGUAUACUGUGACUCAGAGCUCAAUUCUCACCUAUGAGCAACUCAAUAAUUCGGCACAGUGCAUUUCUUCCCAACUUCUCCUUUCUCUGCAUAGAGGUGAUACAGUAGUCAUGCUAUGUUCACCGGGGCUUGAAUUUGUCGAGGUGCUUUUUGGCUGUCAAAGAGCAGGCUUGUUAGGAGUCCCUAUUAUCCCCCCCAACCCAUCUUUUACUAACAAUGAUCACCACCAUCUUGUUAGAGUUCUUUCCCAAACAAAACCUAAGGCAGCCAUAGCGCAUUCUGAUUACAUCACACGUGUCAGAAAAUACAUUUCCUCUCAGCCUUCUACAAAUGAGAGGCUUUGCAAGCUGUUACAGAACAUUCUUUGGAUAUCCACCACUGAACUUAAAGAGAAAAAAGUGAAUUCAGGCUUGAGCUUUUCAACAUAUAAUGGCUGUAAACAGGAUAAUGUGUACUUGAUUCAGUACACUUCGGGUGCAACAGGGAUUCCAAAGCCUGUGUUAGUGACAGCAGGAGCAGCUGCUCAUAACGUCAGAGUGGCGAGAAAAGCUUAUGAUCUUCAUCCAAACAGCGUGAUCACAUCAUGGUUGCCUCAGUACCAUGAUUGCGGCCUUAUGUUUCUGUUACUAACAAUUGUAUCAGGAGCAACAUCUGUGUUGAUAUCUCCAAGUGCAUUUAUAAGACGGCCUAGGUUGUGGCUGGAGCUGAUUUCUGAGUUCAAGGCUACUUGCACCCCUGUUCCCUCGUUCACAUUACCCCUUGUUGUAAAGCGAGGUGGCAUUGAAAAGGGAAUUCCUAUAAACUUGUGGAGUAUGAAAAAGUUGAUUAUCAUCAAUGAGCCUCUUUACAAGGCAUCAGUAGAUGAAUUUGUGCAAGUGUUUACGCCAUUAGGCCUAAAUCCAUUGUCUAUAUCACCGUCUUAUGGAUUAGCAGAGAAUUGCACCUUUGUUUCAACAGCUUGGAGAAGUGGUGACAAUGCUAAUCAUUUCCCAACUUACAAGAGUCUCUUACCUAGUGCAAGGCUUGAUUUAAGUGCCAGAGGUGAGAAAGAGGAUAUUGAAGUUAUGAUUGUAAAUGAAGAGACCUGCGAGCCUGUUGUGGAUGGGUUCGAAGGAGAGAUAUGGAUUGCCUCACCUAGCAACGGUUCAGGCUACCUAGACCACCCUGCAAUGACCCGAGAAAUUUUUCAAGGGAGGCUUAAAGAUAAAGUAGGCCGAUGUUUUGUCAGAACCGGGGAUAGGGGAGUUGUCAAGGGAGAAGAAAGAUUUCUCUUUGUCACAGGACGAUCUUCAGAUGUUAUAGAACUCCAAGAAAGUGGAAGGGAGAUUCAUCCUCAUUAUAUAGAGACUGCAGCGUAUAACAGUUGUCCAAAUCUUCUGCGUGCUGGCUGCCUUGCUGCAUUCAAGGUCUCUAAAGGAACAAUAGCUGUUGUAGCUGAGAUGCAGACAAGUGAAGUAAAAACUGAGACACUGAGGGCAUUAAGUGAAGAGAUAAGGAGAGGAGUGAUGAAGGACGAGAAAGUUGAAGUUGGAAUGGUGGUUCUUGUUAAGAGUGGGAAUGUUCCGAAAACGACUUCAGGUAAAAUACAAAGAUGGUUAGCAAAGGAUAAGCUUUUAGGAGGAGGGAUGAAUGUUGUCCUGCAAAUUAAAUUCAAGGAUAAUGAUAAAACGGAAUCAAGAAGCCGGAAGACAAAUUUCAGUGAAAGUGAAGGUAAAACUAUAGGAAAAGAAACGGUGGAUAACCAGACUGAUGGGGAGUUUCCUCCAUCUUUUCACUCUUCACUGUAG